Dioscorea cayenensis subsp. rotundata (Guinea yam) is the source of this 795-nucleotide messenger RNA. RefSeq lists its product as uncharacterized. The transcript has 3 exons. The coding region runs from base 176 to 628 and encodes 150 amino acids. The record is from RefSeq and is a predicted model, not a curated record. Lineage: Eukaryota; Viridiplantae; Streptophyta; Magnoliopsida; Dioscoreales; Dioscoreaceae.
CAAAGAGAGGCGGAAGCGCGAGAGAGGUAGCGAAAGCUCCCUAAUCUCCUCCUCCUCUCGCUCUAUCUCCGCCGAAAUACUCUUGUUCGAUUUCUUCAUCAAAGUUAUAUCUUUUCCUUUUUUUCCGGGCUCUUGUGCCCCGGUGGUUGUUGAAAUCCAUGUUUGUCUGUCAUCCAUGGAUCCGUCUCUGAGCCAAUCCGCUCCAUCUGUCGAAGAACACGAGUGGGACAGUGAAGAUUUUGUGAUCCCGAGCUUGUCUAUUGAGGACUCUGACUUCAUUAACAACAAUGUUCCUGUAGUGAGGGAUCCUAAAGUUCCACCACAGAAACAGAUAAUCAAGGAGGAAGAGAAGAUAUACUUGGGGCCUCACGGUGCGCCACCUUCUCAAACCAAACAACCAGAGCUCCCGACGGCUACUGGCUAUAAGCAGAAAUUGAAGCAUAGAGUGAAGGUAGCGGAUCGUAAGUUUCGUGGGACAGGGCGAGAAAACAAGGUGGAAACUUUGCGAGAGCUAGUAGGCAGUAAGGUAAGCAACAGUUACAGCACCGGCACCAUGUCAAAGGGUUCACCUCGUGAUUGGCUCGAUCCGCAUUGCCAUGAAUCUCAGUUUGAUAAAUACUCCCGCUGAAAAUCAUAAUCAAGUGAACUUAUAGAAGACAAUUUGCAAUUAAGCAAACUCCUUUCUGGUUAAGGUUAUGUCUCAGUAUUGCAGAUAUUGGUUAUCAGUUGGUGUCUGUGCUUGCUUGCUACAUUAUAUCUAUCUUAUGUUAUUCCAGAAUAUAUUACUCUUUUCUU